Engraulis encrasicolus (European anchovy) is the source of this 2591-nucleotide messenger RNA. RefSeq lists its product as uncharacterized. The coding region runs from base 1012 to 2145 and encodes 377 amino acids. The transcript is spliced from 4 exons. Lineage: Eukaryota; Metazoa; Chordata; Actinopteri; Clupeiformes; Engraulidae. The record is from RefSeq and is a predicted model, not a curated record.
UUAUAUGGUAUGGAAUGUCAUCUGCCCAAAAAGUAAUUUCAAUCCCUGUAUUCCUUCCUCAUAUAGUAUCUCCUAGGACUUCUGUUCAAAGACGAGAACAAGUCUACAGAGCUGGUCGAGGUUCUACAGCACAUACAGAAAGAGUAUGUUCCAGUGGGCCCAGAUGGACCACAGACCAUUUUGGUUGGGGGCGACAGACUCACCGAAGGGAAUUGCCGGAACCUUCAGUGGGCAUUCGCCGAAGGAGAAAUUGCGGAUGACCGGUUGGAAGGCCUUGUCUUCAAAUUUGAAGACUGGCACGCAAUUAAAAACCUUUUUGAGAUUUAUCAUCGGAUCUUCUACAAAGAUGGCUCAGCGGGAGAUCAUGGGACACUCCAGGCCAAUAUGAAUAAGCUGAGGUAUGCAUGUCUAUCGUGUGAAACAGAGCUAGUAUUUUGUGCAUUUGCAAGUGUUCUUUGUCAAUGUCUGAUGAAUAAAUGAUUGUUUCAAUGUUAACAUUAUAAAUGAAAAUAGAGUGUUCACCAUUUUUAGGUUUCUCUCUCCCUGAUGAACCCAGGCCAUCAUGAAUUAAGGCUCGGUGCUUCAUCACAAGUCAUUCUGCUCUGUCCUAUGAAGGAGGAUGUUGUCCAGCCACCAUGAAUUUAUUACGGCUUGGUACUCCAUCUCUCAUCAUUGUGUGUCUGUCUGUUCGUUGUGUUGGUGUGGUGCGUGCGUGCGUGCAUGCAUGCAUGUGUUUACAUGUGUAUAUUUGUGUGCGUCUCUGUCCCUUCAAGUGGCUUGUGGCCCAGUCUUUUGUCUGCAUGUCUGUUUUUCUAUGUUACAUAGCUCAGUAUUGUGUGCGUGCGUGUGAGGGUUUUGGAGAGGUACCACAUUCUGACGAUGACAGUAGGAGUGUGUGUGUUGAGAGAUCUACUAACUGUUAUGACUUAAUACUUACACAUGUGUUUACCUUGUAUCAUAUCUAGCAUAUCUCAGAAAUACUUGUACUAUAUAUUGUAACAUGUCUUGUAUAUGUUACAAGCCAUUGCCAUCAUUAAUAACAAGUCAUGUCCUUACAGAUGCAGCAAUGCGAAACGCGGCCCACAUGCUGCUUUCAAUGCAUAUAAAGAAUUUGUGAGAAAGGACACUACGGCUCUCUUCUUAGCUGCUGCUAUGGAGCACUUUGGGCUACAGAAAGUGUCAGACGUCCCAGAUGGCUUUAUCCCUUCUGACAUCGCAACGGGCUCACCUGAGGAGAAAAGGCACUGGCUGACAGAGGCAGUCUCCAACGUCGUUGACAGAUUUGUCACUUUUCAAGACAUUUCGGAGUUUGUCAGCGGUGUCACAGACAAAGCCACUGACCUUGCCGAACAGCAAGACAGGGUCCUCUGCCGUGCAGCAGGCUGUGGGCGUGCAUUUAAAUAUGAGAAAUGUAGGCACAAGCACGAAAAACAAAAGCAUGGCUUGUCAGCUCCUCCUGAAGUACCCAAAGAUACUGGCAGACAAAGUGUCUUGUUGGUGGACCACAAAAAAGAACACUCAGAAGCUAGGCUGGCAUUUGGCUUCCUCCUGGCUGACCUGCAGGAUGCGGUGAAGGAGGGUGAUGGGGAGAGGCUGCUGAGACUAUACAGUGUAGCCCUAAUGCUGUUCAAGGCUUACGGUCACACACAGUACGCCUUCAGCACACUCCUCCUGACAGUACAGGUGAAUUGCACUCUUUCUCCAAGGUUAGCGCACAGCCUGACAUGGAACCGUUUUUGGAAUGGCAAGGGAGGAAGAGGAAGAAAUGUGUCCUUGGACCUACACCUGGAACACUUAAACAAUUUUCUCAAAUCCUUCCUGACACGCAGCGGCCCAAAUCUCACUGAACAAACCGCAUCCAGGGUGAGCAGGUCCCUUGGAAUCUGGAAGGAGUUAAUGGACACCACAGAUUCAGAGCUAGAGGUGUCCAGGUCCACAGGUGCCCACCAUGCUGCUCGUCAGACUGAGGAUAUCCUCAUUCUGGUGGAAGUCUUUCAAGACGCAGAGCUCUUCAAGGAGAACCCUGGCAGGGAGUUUUCUGUUUUUCCCAAGUUUAGGCGUGAUCUACUGCUUAAACUCAAACAGUCUGACUUGAGGGCAUGGUUAAAGUCUAAAUUAAAGGAGUGGCAGAACAACCCAAUUUAAGAAUGGUGAUGAGGUACUUCUGAAUUAUUUACUGUAAAUAUUUUUGCACAUAUUUUUUGUAUAACCAGUAACUGUUUUGUCAUUUGUACAUUUGUAACCAUCACAUUUCUGUCUUUUUUACCUUUUUACUUUUACUUAUUGUUUUCCUGUUCUUCUGACUUCCUUUUCUGACCAAAUAGUCUACUUGGGCCUAACUCAAGUUGAAACCCAUGCAUAUAUGUGGUCUUGAUAUAGGAUCGGAGUAUCGGUAUCGGCAGAUAUCCAAAUUCAGACAUUGUGAUCAAAAGGGUAUCUGUGUAUCCCUAACCACUGUACAUUAAAGUAAACCUGUUAAUUAUUUAUUUUCAAAAUUUUGCACAUUUUUCAAUUCAUCAUGUUUGUCCAUGACUGCACAGUGAAAACAAUACCCAGAGUUUUUUCACAAUUAAAUUUUAUUUACAUUUGUU